Molecule: messenger RNA, 690 nt
Organism: Alligator mississippiensis (American alligator)
Lineage: Eukaryota; Metazoa; Chordata; Crocodylia; Alligatoridae
Product: protein maestro-like
Exons: 5
Coding region: 1-690 (229 amino acids)
Cellular component (GO): cytoplasm
Source: RefSeq, a predicted model, not a curated record
AUGGUAAUGCCAAAUUUCAUCAAGGAGAUCCUCAAAUGGGUGCGGGCUGGGUCACCAAAGCUAAGGCUCACAGGGACAGCCUUCCUCAGCCAGCUUAUGAGUGACCCGUCCAUUCAGGACGAGGAGCUGCUGAACCCAGCCCUUCUUCUGCUGGCGGAACGAGCCAAGGACGGCAAUUACGACGUUCGGCAGAUGGCAGCCAGGGCCUUGGGGAACGUGGCACAUGGUGCCCCUGAGCAGCUGAAACACCACCGGACCCUCAUCCUGGACACCCUGGUCCAAGGCUCCUUCGUGCCAUCUUCAGAUAAGCUCAUGACAGAGGGCAUGAUAUCUCUGGCCAAGGUCCUCAGCCAGUUAGGGACCAGUACAGGGCCCGUCAUUUUGGCUGUGCGGACGCACGUCAGGGCCUUUUUCGACCACAAGGAUGAUGCCCUGCGCAAAGCCUCAUUUGCCCUGUUCGCCACCUUGGCAGGGUGCCUAAGAAAAAGAUGGCACGCUUGGUAUAAAACCCAGGUGAGGCAGAGCUGGGCAGCGCUGCUGCUGCACCUGCAGGACCCGAACAAGGAGGUGGCCAAGUGCCAGGCUCCUCCUGGCCAGCCCCUCCUGUUCCUGGCCUGGGCACAGUCGUGGGUCAAGAGGCAAGCCUUGGGCUCUGCUCAGCAGUCAGCAGGGAGUCCAGACCUGGUGUGA